AUGUGCACCAAGACUACCAUGACAUACGCAGGCUGCAAGGAACGACGACCCACCGACAAGCAUAAAUAUGUGAUCCGCGCACAAUGCCAACCCAGAAGACAUGAAUGGAUUGCUGCCGGAGGACCUCGACAAUUCCGCCCCAACUACUCACUGCAGGACAAUGUCAACACCGGCAUCAGAAUCUUUUGCCCACAAUGCAACGGUCUCCAAUAUGACCUCUUCCACAAUGUCAAGCGGAAAGCGGAGUCCAGCAAAGAUAAUGCUCCAGAUCUCGACAACAUCUUACGAAAAGAAGGCCUCAAGGCUCAGAAUGCUCUUCUUGCCCAUCAUGAUGCCCUAGAGAAGCUCCCAGAGCUCGAGAAAGAGACCGAGCGGCAGGAAAACUGCAGCAGCGACGACAUAAGUCAAGCGUCCACUCAGCAGCCGAUUACUCGGACAGAUGUCAUUUGCACAAGUACUUCGGUCCUUGCCCAGCUGCAGCAGUCCCUCGCAGCCUACACCGAUCCUACAGAGAGACAGCGUGUUGUACUCGAGCGCUUUGCCCACUUGCUAAGACUACUCUUGCAACAACGGACGACUGUCGACCUUUCGGCCCCUCCAGGCGCCGCUGAACAGCAACAGGCUCAAUCAGCAAAUCAACAGCAACCAACAGCGACGACUGACGGACCGCAGCACAAGAACGACGCCGUGCCAGCCGAAUCGUCUCCUCUGAAUCAUGCGGAAAUGCAUGACUCUGGUUACGGAUCCGGCACCAACCCUCGCACUCCGGACAUGGGAAGACCUGCAAGAGGUUUAAAGCCAACGGCGACAGCAUUUCCUGCCGAAGAAUGGAUAGAGAAUCCAGAGCGGGUUCAAAACCAUGCGUCACGGUCACCGUUGCCCGACCGUUCGAAGCCGGCAAAACCUGCUGAUGAUGCACUAUUUCUGGGGUGGCUCAAGAUCGACGACGGAGCAUCUGGCCGCUUCCACUAUGACGAUGUCCAAACCCAAAAGGCUCCAUGGGAGGUUCCCAGCGCAACAAUAUGCGAUGUCCCCACAUUUGACCGCAAGAGCACGCCUAUCCCACAGUCGACCACGGAAUCGGCAGGACUUAAUGCGGAAGAAAUCUCUACACGGUUCUUCAGAUCUGGUGGCUACGGUGCUGACAAGCCCAACAUGUCUGACACUAUGGUCAGGGACCCAAAUGCAUGCCGGGCCUGCAAUGAACGUGGUGGUAGACACGGCAAGAUCAUGGCUUGCAAGCACUGCGGUGGUUGUGCAUUCGUGCCUAGGAUGGGACAACACGGUCCCUUGCUACCGGGCUCUCUUGUAUUGUGUCCAGAGUGUAAUGGUCAUAGUGAUGUGAUAAAACAAAAAUUUCGCUGCAAGGUGUGCAAAGGGACAAAGAAACAGCCUUGGAAUUCGUCUUACGAGCCGGAGCCAAAGCCUUACCGUGACAAUUAUUACGAGGAGCCAGCGCCCCAACAACUCCAAGCACCUUCUGGACAGCAAAUGAAUAUGGGCGGUGAUGAGACUGAGCAGGUGCAAUGCGCUUCUGAAUGA
Messenger RNA from Endocarpon pusillum Z07020, 1542 nucleotides. RefSeq lists its product as uncharacterized. The transcript is spliced from 3 exons. Bases 1 to 1542 code for a protein of 513 amino acids. The record is from RefSeq and is a predicted model, not a curated record. NCBI's taxonomy places the organism in Eukaryota, Fungi, Ascomycota, Eurotiomycetes, Verrucariales, Verrucariaceae.